AUGCUGUUUGCUCGUCUUGCCAUUGGCUUCUUCAUACUGGAGCUGGGACACGCCAGGAACCACUAUGAGAUCGUUCUGAACAGUUUGAAGUGCCGCGCCGUGAAGGAGUCGGCGGUCAAUGAGAUGGCCUGCGUCCUGCAUCGCAAGCGAACACCCAUAAUAGCGGCGCGCCUAAACCUGAGCGAAACCUUCCAGAACUUCGAGAUACAAUCGACGUUCGACCUGUUCAAGAAGGACAACACCCGCAUGAACGUGGCCAGCCUCAAGAUGGACGGCUGCAAGUACUUGGGCGCCAUGUACGAGAACAAUAUCCUGGGCAAGCUCUUCAGGCGCUUCAAGACGUUCACCAAUCUCCCCUCGGGAUGUCCAAUGCUCAAGGGAAAACUGUACGAGAUACGCAACUAUACAUUCCGAUCGGACGAGUUCCCGCCCAGCGCGCCACAGGCCAAGUGGCAAGUGCGGACGCGGCUGCUGAGGCGAGCGGAGGUGUAUGCGGAUAUAUUAUUGGAGGGCGAGCUGGUCUAUAAUACGUGA
This is a messenger RNA of Drosophila persimilis, 534 nucleotides long. RefSeq lists its product as uncharacterized. The coding region runs from base 1 to 534 and encodes 177 amino acids. The transcript is spliced from 3 exons. NCBI's taxonomy places the organism in Eukaryota, Metazoa, Arthropoda, Insecta, Diptera, Drosophilidae. The record is from RefSeq and is a predicted model, not a curated record.